Molecule: messenger RNA, 1068 nt
Organism: Scutellospora calospora
Lineage: Eukaryota; Fungi; Glomeromycota; Glomeromycetes; Diversisporales; Gigasporaceae
Source: the annotation of a GenBank genome assembly
AUUGUUCAUCGAGAUAUUAGACUAGAAAAUAUUUUUAUAAUAGCAAAUGAAACUGCUAAAAUUGCCAACUUUUCAUUUAGUAGACAGUUUAUCGAUAAGUCAAGAAUAUUAGCUAUUUCAUUACAAACUGUAUGUUACACUGCUUCUGAAAUAUUGUACAGAAAUACUAAUAAAUAUAAUACUAAAUGUGAAGUUUAUAGUUUUGGCAUCCUUUUAUUGGAGUUAGCUGAACAAAAGAUUCCAUAUAAAAAUCUUGAUGACAUUAUAGAAAUUAAAAAUCAUGUAGAUAAGGAAAAAUAUCAAGAACUAUAUACAAAUUAUUCUAAUUUACUACCAACUAUAACAGAAAUGUUCAAAGCACUUAAAAUACUUCAAGAUAAUUUUUGCUCACUUAGACUAUUAACUUUUAUUCUCUAUAAUGAUAAUAUUAAAGUUACUGAGGUUAUUAACUUUGCUGAAUUUAAUUAUAUGACAAUAAAAGAAGCAACUUUAGUUCAUCGUAUUAAUAAUGGAAACUUAGAAAUAGUUUUCAAAUGCUUUAAUGCUUAUGCAAAAUCAGGAAAUUUAAAAGCAAAAUACUUUGUUGGAUAUUACCUAUUUAAAAAACUAGUAAAUACUUCCUAUACUGAUAAAGAAAGAGAGAAACAUGCUGCUCAAUUAUUCAAAGAAGUUGCUAAUUCAGGUAAUGAAGUACUUGAUGCACAAUUAAAGUAUAGAUUAUAUCUAUUUCAAAGAAUAGAUGUUGAUAGAGAUUUUUCUGAAGCUGCAAAAUAUUUCCAAAAAGCUGCUAAAAAUGGUCUUGCUGUUGGUAUGUAUAAUGUUGGAAAUAUGCUUUAUGUUGGUCUUACAGACAUUAAAGAUGAAAAAUUGGGAAUAAAAUAUAUUAGAAAAAUUACAACAAAUCUAAUUAAAGCUAAACAAAAUAUUGAAGUAGCUCAAGGAAAACAAAAGGAAUAUUAUGAUGAAUAUAUAAAGAAAAAACAAUUCUAUAUUGGUAACAAAGUAUUAUUAUAUCAAUCAGCUCAAACUAAAGUUCAUGGUGAUAAAUUUCAUGAAAAAUGGAAAUAA